Neopsephotus bourkii (Bourke's parrot) is the source of this 1864-nucleotide messenger RNA. It is a transcript of the gene MXRA8, whose product is annotated as matrix remodeling associated 8. Gene Ontology annotation, biological process: establishment of glial blood-brain barrier; cell adhesion. Bases 85 to 1509 code for a protein of 474 amino acids. The transcript is spliced from 10 exons. Gene Ontology annotation, cellular component: cell surface; membrane. Lineage: Eukaryota; Metazoa; Chordata; Aves; Psittaciformes; Psittacidae. The record is from RefSeq and is a predicted model, not a curated record.
GAGCGGGGAGGUGGGGAGCUGGAAGUUGGAGGUGGAGUAAGUGCCGAAUAUGAGCUGCUGUCCCCAGCUCCGGGAUGGGAACUGAUGAGGUCACGGGGAUUUCAGUUCCCAAACAAAAAAGUUAGAGGGGGGGGGGAGAAAAGAAGCCUUCAACUUGUUUUUCCAGUGAGACGGAAACACGGAGACGCUGCGGGAGCGAUGGAGCAGCUCGCAAAACUCCUCCUGUGGCAGAUGGUGCUUCAGCAAAGUUCUGUUCAUUUAUACUCAGUCCCAGCUGAUGCCUCCAACCCCCAGAACAGUGUUGUAGUGUCAGUGCUGAACAUCAGUGCUGCAGUGGGCUCUCAGGCUGUGCUGCCCUGCAAGAGCUACCGCAUGGUGUGGACCCAGGACCGCCUCAACGACCGCCAGCGCGUGGUGCACUGGGAUGUGUACAGCAGCUACUAUGGGGACAAGAUGGAGAGGCUGUGUGACAUGUACUCUGCUGGAGCUCAGCGAGUCUACAGCUCCUACAACCAGGGCAGGAUAUUCAUGCCCCAGAAUGCAUUUACAGAUGGCAACUUCUCCUUGGUCAUCAAAGAUGUUGAAGAGAGUGAUGCAGGCACCUAUUCUUGUAACCUUCACCAUCACUACUGCCACUUAUAUGAAACUGUGAAAAUCCGCCUAGAUAUCACCAAGAAAGCUGAAGAUGCAAACCAGUACUGGGAUGGGGAAAUGCCAGUGAUUGUUGCUCUGGAAGGCAGCACGGUGAUGCUGCCCUGUGUGAACCACAACCACAUCUGGACUGAGCGGCACAGCGAGGAGGAGCAGCAAGUGGUGCACUGGGACAGGCAGCCACCGGGGGUCCCUCACGACCGCGCCGACCGCCUCAUUGAUCUCUAUGCAUCUGGGGAGCGCCGCUCCUACGGGCCUCUCUUCAUCCGUCAGAAGAUGAACAUCACUGACACAGCCUUUGCCCUGGGUGACUUUUCCCUGCGGAUUUCCGAGCUGGAAAGCGCAGAUGAAGGCACUUACUCCUGCCACCUGCACCAUCACUACUGUGGCCUGCAUGAGCGCAGGAUCUACCAAGUCUUCGUGACCGAGCCAGUGAGAGAGAAGAAGGUGGUGAACCUCACAACUCACAACGUUGCCCCAGCCAUAGAUCCAAACGUUGUCAGGGGCCACAAUGUGAUAAAUGUCAUCAUUCCCGAGAGCCGGCUGCACUUCUUCCAGCAGCUGGGCUACAUCCUGGCAACUCUGCUGCUCUUCAUCGUCAUCCUCAUCAUUGUGGUGCUCAUCACCCGCAAGCGCCGGCAGAGAGGUUAUGAAUACAAUGUGAAGAAAUAUGGAGAGAAGGAUGUCAAUCUGAAAGAGUUUACAGUCGACACAACAGAUCUGACUCAAUACAGAAGCGAAGACAUCAGGCUGGAUUACAAAAACAACAUCUUGAAGGAGAAGGCUGAGCAAGCCAGAAGCUUCCCAGCAAAGAACAUUGAUUUAGACAAAGAUUUCAGGAAGGAGUACUGUAAAUGAAGACAUUCCCAAGCUGCUGGCUGGACCAGAAGCUUCAAUCAAAGAUAGAUAAAUAGAAGAGAGAUGCCUUUUCUCAAUAUCAUGUCUCUCCAGUUACCAUAGAUCUUUUCACGUAGACUUCUCCCCACUAAGCACAAGGGUAUUUGCAAAUGCUUUUUGAAAGAGUUAGAUUGUCUUAUGUGCACUUACAAUGGGUUUGGGUUGCCUUUUCUUCUUCUGUUCUCUCAAUCCUCUAUUCCCCUUCUUCUUUCCUGAUAUUAUUGUUGGUUUUAUGCAUCAAUGAUUUUUAUGAGCUGAAUCAGCAGACCUUUUGCUUUGAUGUUACUGCUUUGAAUAAACCAACCUGCAUCACUCA